AAACAGCGGAAACAGGAAGUGAAUUCAAACACGCGGCGGGGUCCAGAAGAGGAAGAGGAGGAUUAUUGUGAAGCUCGCGGUGAAAUGAGUGAAAGUGGUACUCAGCUGUUUGCUCGUCUGGAGGCUCGUCGCUCUCUGAAGGACAUCGAACCUCGUCUGUUUCCAGAUGAUGGAGGACCUGACCAGGGUGAGGUGGUGGAGCUGUACGGAUUGGAGGGCACAGGUAAAACAGAGCUCUUGUACCACCUGCUGUGUCGCUGUGUGCUGCCGGAGGUGGCUGGUGGUCUGGAGGUGGAUGUUGUGUUUGUGGACACGGACUACAGUCUGGACAUGUUCCGGCUGGUCAGCAUCCUGGAUACCAGGCUGAAUGCAGGUCUCGCCACCAGCUCGUCCUCAGCUGGAUCAGACGAGUCGCUGCUGCGUUCGUGUCUUUCUCGCCUCCUUGUCGUUCACUGCUCCUGCUCCUCCCAGCUCCUCCUCACCCUCCACUUCCUGGAGACCACCCUGUCCUCGCGGCCCCGUCUGGCCCUUGUCCUAAUCGAUAGCAUUUCUGCUUUUUAUUGGCUCGACCGCUGUGAGGGGGGGGCCACCAUCGCCAGACAGGAGGAGAAGCUCAGCAAAUGUGCAGACCUGCUCGGACGGCUGCUCAGGGAUUACAGAUUUACCAUCUUUGCUACCUGCCAUACCAUCCGGAGGAGUUACAGUGGACCUUCCUCCUCUUCAUCAUCCUCAGAAACAGAUCGGCCGUAUCUAUGUCGCCCCUGGCAACGACUAAUCACCCACAGGCUGCAGUGCUCCAAGCAGGAAGUUCAAAACAACCCAGAUGCUGCAGCCGGAGGAAGCAAAGACCAGAGAAGACGUCAAGUCUUUUCUGUCCACUGCACCUCCUCUUCCUCGAGGAUGAAGGGCUCCAGGAUCAGCUCCAUCUGUGUUACGGAUAGAGGAGUGGAGUUUAUCUGAACUUAUUUCUGUGAAUAUUUACUGUGAAUACAGAAAGUUUUCAUUUUUUUAAACAGGUUGUCUGUGAUGUAUAACACAUUUAUCUAAGUUAAAUAAAAUCCAGGAAGUGUU
Messenger RNA from Melanotaenia boesemani (Boeseman's rainbowfish), 1071 nucleotides. It is a transcript of the gene xrcc2, whose product is annotated as X-ray repair complementing defective repair in Chinese hamster cells 2. Gene Ontology annotation, molecular function: ATP-dependent DNA damage sensor activity; four-way junction DNA binding; ATP binding. Lineage: Eukaryota; Metazoa; Chordata; Actinopteri; Atheriniformes; Melanotaeniidae. Gene Ontology annotation, cellular component: replication fork; Rad51B-Rad51C-Rad51D-XRCC2 complex; centrosome. Bases 85 to 960 code for a protein of 291 amino acids. The record is from RefSeq and is a predicted model, not a curated record. Gene Ontology annotation, biological process: double-strand break repair via homologous recombination; DNA strand invasion. The transcript has 6 exons.